AUGCUCGUCGGUCGCCAAGUAUCAUCGGCAGCUCGUGCGGCUGGCCGCACCGCACACGCUCUGCCUCGCGCUCGCAACUACGCUACCGUCUCAGAGUCCCCAGUCGCCGCACCGGGUCGCGCCCACAAGGUCGUCGUGGUGGGUGGUGGCUCGGCUGGUAUGGCCAUCAGCCAUCAGCUGUUGCAGUCGGGCAAGUUCUCCCAGGACGACAUUGCGAUUGUCGACCCCGCCGAAUGGCACCACUACCAACCCGGCUGGACGCUCGUUGGCGGUGGCCUCAAAACCAAGGAGGAAUUGCGACGACCACUGAAGGAGUUGGCCGACUCCAAGUUGAAGCUCUACGCUGACAGCCUCAACUACGAGCAAUUGAUCGUGGCUCCCGGUCUGGCGCUAAACUGGGGCGCCAUCAAGGGUCUGCCCGAAGCGUUGGCUGACCCGACCGCUCCUGUCUCUUCCAUCUACGGCUACGAUUCCGUCAGCAAGGUCUUUGGUACCAUCAAGAGACUGGAGAAGGGCAAUGCAAUCUUCACUCAACCGGCCGGCGUGAUCAAGUGUGCGGGUGCUCCGCAGAAGAUCAUGUGGCUCGCUCUGGAUCACUGGAAGCGUGCCGGUCUCUACGACCCGGCUGACCCGGCCGGAUCUCCGAUCAAGAUCAACUUCGCCACCGGGUUGCCAGUCAUGUUCGGCGUGCCCAAGUACAACAAGGCCCUGACGGCACUGCAGCAAGAGCGUGGUGUAAACGGUCUCUUCCAGCACGACCUGGUCGCCAUUGACGGCAACAAGGCCACCUUUGCCCGCCCCGAUGGACAGGGGCAAGUCACCACCACCUUUGACCUGCUCCACGUAGCCCCCAAGAUGGGCGCGCCUGCCUUUGUCAAGAACAGCGUUCUCGCCAACGAGGCUGGCUUUGUCGACGUGGACGACGCCACCACCCGUCACAAGAAGUUCGGCAAUGUCUGGUCCGCGGGCGAUGCCUCUUCUCUGCCCACGUCUAAGACCGCGGCUGCAGUGACCUCGCAGUCGCCCGUGCUGGUGCGCAACCUGCUGCAGACCAUGGAGGGUAAGCAGCCGGAUGCGCAUUACGAUGGAUACACCUCCUGCCCACUCCUGACCGAAUACGGCAAGGUGCUCCUCGCCGAGUUCAAAUACGGUGGAGUGCCCAAGGAGACGUUUGGGGACUGGUUCGGUAUCGAUCAGGCCAAGCCGCGCCGAUCCUUCUAUCACUUGAAGAAGGACUUUUUCCCAUGGGUGUACUACAACGCCAUGGUGAAGGGCAACUGGGCCGGGCCGAAGGGGUGGAUCAACUAG
This is a messenger RNA of Penicillium oxalicum, 1308 nucleotides long. Its product is annotated as NAD(P)/FAD-dependent oxidoreductase. Gene Ontology annotation, cellular component: mitochondrion. The transcript is spliced from 2 exons. NCBI's taxonomy places the organism in Eukaryota, Fungi, Ascomycota, Eurotiomycetes, Eurotiales, Aspergillaceae. The coding region runs from base 1 to 1308 and encodes 435 amino acids. Gene Ontology annotation, molecular function: sulfide:quinone oxidoreductase activity; FAD binding. The record is from RefSeq and is a predicted model, not a curated record.